AUGUCAUUUGGCUCAGAGGGCACGUCAUAUUCCAAGAAGGCGCGUCCUGAGUCGCUCCUGCCUCAGGCCACACAGGGUCCACUCGUGCUUGGGAUCGCUUUGGUAGACUUCGAUCAUCUGGUCGGACCCAAGAUUGAGUUCUCCCGUGGGGACGUCGUCGAGGACGAGGAGAUCGCCAAGAUCUUACCGUUCCUCGCGCUUCCUGAUGGUGCUCACUUAUCUUCCGAAGACUACUCGUACUUCCAUCUCGUACCAUCAACAUCUCCGAGUCCUACCACUAUUUUUGGUAUUUCGUGUAACCGCCAGAUUAGUGCCGCAGAUCUGCUCGUGAAGGAUCCAGACGUUACACGGUCUACGGUACAGAAAGCUGUCGUCGUGCUUGCGUCAAAACCGGUGUUCGGUCUCAUACGCGACCGACUUGGUGUUAUUACAAAAGCGUUAUUCGCUCAGCGUAACUUCUCUGACAUGAGCAUCUUGGAUGACUUCCAUAUGUCAUUGGAGCACUCGCUUCGUAGUCAGAUGACUGAGAGUGGGUUGUACAUGGGUGCACGAGAACUUGUGCAUACAUUUCGACAGCGAACGCUGGUCCUUCUUAAGGCGCUCAUGUUGCAGAAGAAGAUUAUGUUCUUUGGACAUCCCGUGGAACGGCUUUGCACGUAUCAAUACUCACUUGUCACACUAAUGCCAGGCUUGCUGCAAAAUUUGGAUGAUUGCGGGUCACCGCCCCUUGCCGCCCGCGCGCAGACGCUCUCCCGUCCCACGUCAUUAAAGACGUCCGAUCCCAAGAGCAUGAUGACAUUUGUUGGUAUGCCCCUUGAUCUAUUCGGAAAGGAUGCGUUCUUCCAGCCGUAUUUGCCAUUACAGCAGCUCGACAUGCUAAAGGAUACGCAGAGUUGGUUGUGUGGGAGCACGAACACAAUCGUCACGCAGCAGAAGGAAGUGGAUAUCCUUGUUAACGUAGAAAACGGCACGAUGGAGUUUCGCGACCCCAAACUUGAACGGAUCGCUGGGUUAACGCCCGCAGACAGAAAAUGGAUGGAUGAUAUCGUUCGAGACGUGAACGAUACCUUUGUGGAAGACCCCACGAAACCGUUGGACAUGCACUUCAAGGGCAGUGACGAUUACUUACGGCAGAAGGCACGCUUCAUGGCUUCUGUGUAUGCAAUAUUGUACUCAUCCUUUGCUCAGUUUGAUGAGUAUAUCUCUGCUGUGUUGUCCUCUGUUAAGUACGCGGAUUUCCUGGCGAAAGUACAAGCAGGUGGUAUCGGCAUUGAAGCAGGUAUGUGUUCUGAGAUGUCACACGUCAUGCCUGGUACAUCUCAUCGAUGUGACCCGAACUCAACACAAGACUUUAAUGCGCUCUGGAUCAAAGAGUUCAAGAAGACAAAUGCAUAUGAAGUCUGGCAACGCGUCACUGAACCCAAUCUCUUUGACUUUGUUGAAGCAAGACAUCCAUGUAGCGACAAGCCAUCCGUCGUCGCGGACAUCGGCCUCCGGCUAUCGGAGGGCAUACAGGAACUUAAGCUCGAUCAGCAGCUCGCGCCCACGCGGGAGGCGAUAUCACGCACACUGGCAUCGGGGUCGACGAAUUUGAUGAAAGCAAUGGAAGGCGUACGUGGCCGGUGGAUGUCGCGG
This is a messenger RNA of Postia placenta MAD-698-R-SB12, 1635 nucleotides long. RefSeq lists its product as hypothetical. NCBI's taxonomy places the organism in Eukaryota, Fungi, Basidiomycota, Agaricomycetes, Polyporales, Adustoporiaceae. The transcript is spliced from 13 exons. Gene Ontology annotation, cellular component: cytoplasm. The annotation marks the transcript as partial. The record is from RefSeq and is a predicted model, not a curated record.